Molecule: messenger RNA, 580 nt
Organism: Sycon ciliatum
Lineage: Eukaryota; Metazoa; Porifera; Calcarea; Leucosolenida; Sycettidae
Product: ubiquitin-ribosomal protein eS31 fusion protein
Exons: 4
Coding region: 99-563 (154 amino acids)
Biological process (GO): modification-dependent protein catabolic process; protein ubiquitination; translation
Cellular component (GO): cytoplasm; nucleus; ribosome
Molecular function (GO): protein tag activity; ubiquitin protein ligase binding; structural constituent of ribosome
Source: RefSeq, a predicted model, not a curated record
UGCGCAUGCUCAAAAAUAACAUGGCGUCACGCUAGCUUGUUCCUUUUCGAUUGUUGUGGAAAAGCUGAAGCCUUGGGUUGCCAGCUUUCCAAGGAAAGAUGCAGAUCUUCGUAAAGACCCUCACGGGUAAAACAAUCACCCUCGAGGUCGAGCCAAGUGACACGAUCGAUAAUGUCAAGGCCAAGAUCCAGGACAAGGAAGGAAUUCCUCCAGACCAGCAGCGUCUGAUUUUCGCUGGUAAACAGCUCGAAGAUGGACGUACUUUGUCCGACUACAACAUUCAGAAGGAAUCGACACUCCAUCUUGUCCUCCGUCUGCGUGGUGGUGCCAAGAAGAGAAAGAAGAAGAACUACACCACCCCAAAGAAGAUCAAGCACAAGAAGAAGAAGGUCAAGCUUGCAGUCCUCAAGUUCUACAAGGUUGAUGAGAACGGCAAGAUCACCCGUCUCCGCCGUGAGUGCCCCGCCCCAGCCUGUGGCGCAGGAGUGUUUAUGGCUAGCCACUUUGACCGACAAUACUGUGGCAAGUGUGGUCUCACAUAUGUAUACAACAAAGCAGAAUAAACUCUUCUAAGUUGGCA